Messenger RNA from Leptosia nina, 4161 nucleotides. The record is from the annotation of a GenBank genome assembly. Lineage: Eukaryota; Metazoa; Arthropoda; Insecta; Lepidoptera; Pieridae.
AUGGGGCGUCGGCGUUGGAGAUUCGCAACGAUUUUUACGCUCCUGCUCACGGUUAGAAGCGGACUAUGCCAAGACGAGAAUGACUUCUACUACAAACCAGAACGAAGCUUUGCCCAAGUUCAGCCUCCUAUAUUUUCAAGCAAUCGGCCAUUUUUUGAGCACGAAAGCUUUAGAAUCGCACCGACGGCUCAACAGAAUAAUUUCAAUGAAGGACACGUACGGUUUCCAACACCGAACUAUAAUCAAAAUCCUUCCCCAUUUCAAUUACCGACUGGACGAAGUCAGUCCGGCACGCAGUAUUACAUAAAUCAACCCGAAUUUCAACCCAAUCAGCGGCAGAGAUUUAGGCCAGCCCUGCCAUAUAACUUUCAAUUAGUACACCCAGCGUCUACCAAAAGACCUGAUACUUCACAAAUUCAUUCUGUGGCCUACCAAAAUGAUCCAUCUAAACCAGAAACGUUCUUAGGACAAAUUACCAUUAAUAAUCCUGACAUAGAAAUCUUACAAAACAACAGGUUUAAAAAUAUUCCAUUUGAUGGCAAUAGCUUAAAGAGUAACGGACAAAGUGGACUUAUUUCACAUGGAGACGAAAUCGAUAAUGACGAUGAUGAUAUUUUUGAUCAUCAUAAGGUAACAACCUAUAACCCCACUAAACUUGGAGGGAGACAAAUGAUAAUCAAACCUAGCACUUCCAGAUUUUCAAAUCUCAACAAACCAGCCGAUCUUAAACCAAAUCUACCAGUUCCUCUGUUAGAUAGAUAUGAGAGUAAUAAGCUUAAAAAUGAAAAACCUGGAGCUACUCAAUAUAGCGGACCUUCGACUGAAUACAAGUCGUUACUGGACAUACAACCUUUAUUAGAAGAUGAUAUCAGUGAUUUAAGCUCGUUUAGAGAAUUGAUGAAAAAUACCGAAGGUUCCUAUGAUGUACAAGUUAUUAAGUCCAAUAACAGUAAAAAUGCUGAUGAUAGUAAGCCGGACGCUACCUCUAUGCAUUCCGAUAAUAUACCUAAAGUUUCUUCUUUAAUGACUGUAACUAUUCCAUCAAAUAAAACGAAAACACAGAGCCACGAACCGUCGUCUACUGAAAGUACAUAUGAUGAUGAUCUAAAAGCUGGCGAUGAAGAAAACAAUGAAGAAUACGAGUAUUAUGAAGACGAAGAAAUUACAGAGACCAACCAUACUUCACCAAAGCCAGCAACUUCUACGUCAGUAGAGUCUAUAACUGAUAUAUAUGAUGAAUAUGAUUCCACUGAAGAGGAAGAGAAGUCAACUGAAGUCAAAGUCAAACCUACUAAAUCAUUCGACAUAGUAGACAUGACUCAAAACAAUACUAUGGUGAAGGAUGACAACUUUAAGCAUUUCACUGACACAACUGCAAUAGAUCAAAUAGACUCAGCCAACGAUACCACAGCUCCCAGCUUAAAACAGUUUUCUAAUGAAGAAUUUUCUUCAAUCGAGUCUCCUUCAAUACUUGGACAAGAGGUAGUUUCUGUAGUUACUACUAAAAGUGUUGUCAAUGGAACCAUUUCAAUACCGGAAGUGACUUACCCACCUACUCCGAAAGGUAAUGAAAUGUCUUCACCCGUUUAUAACAUGAGUGAAGACCCUAACAAUGACACGGCAGUAACAACAGAAAGUUGGAUAGUAGUUGCAUCAGUUCAAACGAGUCGUAGUGUUUCUGGUGCCCGAUUUUUGCCUUUCCCAACUGUAGAACAAGAAGAAAAGAAACAGGUUAUUACGGAUGAUGAAGAAGGAGAAGAUGAGGAUGAUAUAGUGACUGAAAACCCAAGGCAAGAUUACGCAAACAAUUCAUCAUCAACGGAGAACAUCAAUGAUAAAUUAGAUAGUAUUCAAUCUGAACUGUCUAGUGCAGUUUUAUCGGGAAGUCUAGAUAAAGACAAUAAGAAUAUAGAAUUACUUACGGAGUCCACAUCUGAAUCAUCUACCUCCACAACUACGACUACCACGACUCCAUCUUCUGUCAACGUUUUCACAUUGAAAAGUACUCAAUUUACGCCUAUAACGGAAAAAUCCUCCCCGGAGCCUUUACCUGUCUUAAUCAAAAAGUUUACACCCCGUUUAGCUUCAUCCACGACACCAAAGCCGAAGAAAAAGCCUUCCUUCGUUACAAUUAUGGAUGAUCUCUCUGGUCUUCUCCCUCCUGGUUUUAAAUCGAGACACUCAUACAAAGAUAAACGUACAAGCACAACCUCAACAACGACGACUACAACAACACAAAAAUCUACAACAAUAAAAACUUCACCAUCUACCGAAAGCAUUAUUAUAAAUGGCACCCAAGGGCGGUCUUCUGGUAUAAGUUCUAAAAAUAAAGUAAUAAUUUUAGAUGAUAAAUCAUUACUUCCUAAAGAAUAUAAACCCAAGGAAAGAACGCAUGAAGAUUUAUUUAAAAAAAUACAAAAGGAUGACCUAAGCAAUUUAUUGCCGCCUGGAUACAAACCUCCUGAAACUGAUAGUAAAGAUACCGUACCACAGGACCUUAUAGAAAAAGUGGAAAAGAUAGACAUUACCGCAUUUUUACCAAAGGGCUUCAAGCCCAACGCAACACAAACAGUAUCCACUGAAAAACCAAAAACUACAGUUAAUAUUCCAAUUAAAGCCGCCCCGGUCGAUAUAGCUGCAUUUUUACCUCCUGGUUUCAAACUUAAUACUAGUGAAGCUGAGGAAAAACCUUUAAGUAAAAUUAAAAUUGCUCAUAUUUCUAAUUUACUACCACCCGGAUAUAAUGUGAACAAUUCAGAAGAAUCUUCAGAACCGACGACAACACAGUCAUCAGGAAGUUUCAAACUUGUCUUUCCGUCGAGACCAGGUGGUAAUUCAAGAAAAACUACCACCCAAAAAACUAGCAGAGGGCCUCCACCAGUCACGCCGAAAAUUCAAAAGGGUUGGCCAACAAGGGCAUCUACGGAAUUCACUGGAUGGCCAUCUCCAUCUACAACGCCAUUUUCUAUUGAACGUUUACUCGAGAUGCAAAAAAACGCUACAUCUACUACGCCUUUACCAGAAAUUAGUACUGAGACAACGACUAGACGUUUCAUUUCUACGACUACGACUACACAAGCUCCGCCUACACCAACUACUCCCGGUGUUUGUCGCCAAGAGUGUGAUAUAGCAGCCACCAUCAAAAUUGUAGCAGGUGCCAAAUGGAUUCCUGAAUUAUUAGAUCAACAUACGAAAGAAUGGCAGAGACUGGCGAAAGAGGUUAAAGAUGAGCUCAAUUCCGUCUAUUCGAAAUCCGAUUUGUUAAGCAAAUGGUACAAGGGGAUCCGCAUAGACGGUUUCAGUCAAGGCUCCGUCCUCGUCGACUACUUUAUCGAAUUGAAUAACAUUGAAGAGAAAGUUGACACAGUGCAACUUAAGAGAAUCUUCCACAAAUCGCUGCAUGAAGCAAAAACUGGCUCAGUCAUGGAAGCCGAAGUGCCAGAACCAGAGUUUGAUCCGGAUUCAAUGCAAGGAGAUCAACCUGAUGAAGAUAGAUUGGGGAAGAGUGAUAAAAAGAUGACGAAGACGAUUGAUAAAUCAGCUGGUAAACUGGAAAUUGGGAAGUUUGUUAUGGAUCCGGCGUACACAGAAUUUAUCGUGUUGCCUAAGAGGGGUGAACCAACGAUAGUAGCACCAGAUGAAGAGUCUCUUCUUCCACAAUGGGGAAUAGCGGUUAUCGUAAUAGCCAUGGCAUCCCUUCUCUUCGUGGUCAUAUUCGGCGUUACAGUACUUGUAAACCGUCAGAAGAGUACAAAAACGAAACAGCCGAUACCACUUAGUGAAGAUAUGUUACGUGAGCUUGAUAAAAGUCAUAUGGGUGGUUUCGACGACUUGCACCAAAUGAAGGAGAGAGAUCUUCCAUACUUACCGUCAGGAAAGCGCAUGUCGACUGCAUUCAUAGAACAGCUGGCGUACCCAAAUCCGGGCGACUCCUGGCGAUCUGAAUGGACGCCGCAAGUUCAAAAGUACAUGCAGCAUUACACCGCUGAUUCUGGCAGAGGCUCUCAAAUAUAUGGAGCUGCAGGAAAUGGAUAUGGGUAUGGUGGAUCACAGCUAUACGGUCAAACUGGUGGUGGAUCCCAAGUCUACGGAUACACUGGCGAAUAUCCAACCAGGUCUCACUAUUCGAGACGUCGCUCCGAAUACGACAGUAACUUCUAG